AUGGAAGGGCGUCAAGUCGUUGUUGUCCAUGACGAUCCAGAAGCCGACUGUAUUCGCUGGGUGAUGAUCUUCGUCAUCACGAUGAUCCUGAUCAUGCUUUUUUGGGGUGGUCACGGCGAGCAGCCGCUCGAGCGGAAACCCCGUUGGAAAGCCCUCGAUUGGGAGCUCGCCCAUGACCGAAAUUCCGCGACGCACCUACGGAACCUGAAGGCGGCCACGGAGAAGGUACAAGAAUUGUGCUCGACGAAGGAGUGCACAGAAGCCGCUGGCUAUAUUCUUCACCAUAUGGACCCGAGCGUCGAUCCGUGCGUGGAUUUUCACGAGUUCGCCUGUGGGAGGUGGAAUCAGAAGAACAAGCUCGGCUUUUGGGAGACGCUGGCUGCCGAGCUGCACAACCGGAUCCAGGAGCUGAUCAACACCGAUAGGACGUCGACAGCAAUGGCAAAGGCUCGUAUCUUCCUGGAACAUUGCGAGAAGCUGAACAUUUCUACGCUCAACGACGCUGCUCAAGAAUACGCGAAGAAGCUCGGCGAGGUCCGGAUCAUCGGCCAGCAACUCGAGCCUGGGAUGAAAAUGCCGAGCAUCACCGACGCGCUUCUGCUGACGAUGCUGCACCAUUUUGAGCGGCCUUACGAUGUGCCCUAUCGGCUACAUCAUAGUUUCAUCGGGUUGAACGGGUCGAUUGACGGCGGGAUUUACCUUUUCUUCAACGACCCGAUUUUCAUCUUCGACUUCCCGCAGUACAAGUUGGCCGAGUUGCCGGAGGACUGGGAGCAGAAACGUGUUGAACAGGCCCUCCAAAAAGCCCGCGAUCUCGGCUUUUCCGUCUUUGAAAACGCGCACACCGUCCCAGAACUCGUCCAGUUUUACAAGCGCCUGAAGACGGAGCUCUACGGCGACGAGUACGAAAUUGUUCCGUUCGCCGACGAGCCAGAACUAGUGACGCUCGGCGAAUUGCAGGAUAGGGUUCCGGCUCUUGACUGGGAGCACUACAUCGGCUCGCACUUCCCCAGCUCUACAGCCAAACAAUUCCGUACCACUACGCUUGUGCAGCUCGGCGGUCCGGUGGCUGCUUUUGAGAAGCUCUCCCAAAUCCUCGUCUCCACGCCCCGCCAUGUACUUCAACACUUCUUCUUUGUCACCUGGGCUCAGCAUAUCGGAGAUCGGGCAAAAGCUCGGUUUACUGAAAGUUGCCAUGAGCGGUUUUCCAUGGCAUUCCCGAAACUCGCAGAGCACCUCAUCGUCAAGUAUAUAAUCGAACAAACAGAUGUCCCUGCGGCCAAGAAGCUCGCCGAGCAGAUCCGACAAAAAUUUCAAGAGGUCUUGGAUGAGAACCAGUGGCUGGAGAACUCGACGCGACAGUUGUUGAAGCAGAAGCUCUCUACAAUUCCGAUCGAAAUUGGCUACAACCAAAAAGCGCUGAAUGUGACCGACAUUGACAAGUACUACGAGAAGCUCCACAUCCCCGACCCGCCGAACCUCGUGGAUUUGCUGAAAUUUGAGGACCGAGCUGAGUGGCUGCGCAUUGAAAUGGACCUCGGCGAUACGGUAAACAGCGAAAAAGAGCCGUUGGCUAGAGCAGCGGCUUGGAAUACCGGGAAUCGAGUUGUAAUCCCGAUCGGCCUCAUCCAGCCCCCGUUCUUUGCCCAAAACUGGCCGCUAGAGUUCAUCUACGGCGGCAUCGGCGAGGUGAUCGGCCACGAGUUGACGCACAGUUUUGAUGAUCCUUCAAAACUUCCCUACGACGCCGACGGGGACCACGAGAAUUUCCAGAAACGAGCCGACUGUCUGGUCGACCAAUUCGGAAGGCCUGUCUACAGGAAUGAGCUGCACAACGUGACGAUUACGGAUCGCGGUGAGCACCAGCUGCACGAGACGCUGGCCGAUAACAAUGGGUUGAGGGUGGCCUGGCGGGCCUACAACGAGGAGCGCCUGAAACGCUUCGGCGGCCGCCCGCCAAAACUGCCCGGCCUCCAGGAGUACACCAACGAACAGCUCUUCUUCCUGGCUCAUGCUCAAUUCCUCUGUGGCCGUGUCCCCGACCCGAACAGCCGCGACGACCCGUAUUUCAUGGGAGAGCACCCACCGCUGAGUGUGCGUCUCAACGGCAGCCUGCAGAACUUCGAGCCGUUCGCCGUGGCUUUUAAGUGCAAGAUCAACUCGCCGAUGAACCCGAUGAAGAAGUGCCGUGUAUGGCGCCGUCUCCACCGCAAA
Molecule: messenger RNA, 2214 nt
Organism: Mesorhabditis spiculigera
Lineage: Eukaryota; Metazoa; Nematoda; Chromadorea; Rhabditida; Rhabditidae
Source: the annotation of a GenBank genome assembly